AUGCCCGCCCCAACCCUCGUCUCCCCUCCGCCCUCGCUGCGCAUCAUCCCCGAGCCCCUCACGGCCGACGCCUUCGCCCCCUUCGGCACCGUCAUCUCCAGCCCUCUGCCUCGCGACCUGUCCGCCGCGCCACGAGCCAGCGCCCUCGCCUCGCUGCCUCUGCCACACUCGCUGGCCGCGCCCCCCGUGCUCGCGAACCAGGGCUCCGCGCUGAAAUACAGUCCCAUCUCGCCGCUCGAGAAUGGCUACGAGGCGUGUCCGAGUGGGAAACGCGCCCAGGCGCGCAUGAGCAUGUUCUCGUGCUUUCCGCGGAAGUUGAGGAGGGAGUCUAUCAGGAACAGAAACAGAAACAGAAGCAGCAGAAGUACAAGCAUGAGCACAAGCAGCAGGCAUGGAGGAGGAGGAGGAGCAGAAGAGUACCUCACAGAGGAUAUUGCCGUUGGUGUUGGUGGUGGAGGGAGCUCAUCUUCUUUUUCUACUCCCGUCUUCGACGUGCGCAUCCUCGAACGCCACCCCUUCACAACCCAGACGUUUAUCCCCAUCGACCUGUCGAGUCAGAGGCGGGUUGUUCGCGAUAGUGGCAGUUACAGCGACGGAGACAGCGGCAGCGGCAGCAGCAGCGUUCGUGGAAAAGCGUCCUUCGACGACGGCAGCGGCCACAGCGACAUCCUGCUCGAAGAGGAGGUGCCGGAAGAAGACGAACCGGUGUUUCUCGUCCUGGUUGCGCCGACGCUCAAGGGCCAGACUGCCGCUGCGACAGUUACUAGUUCUGCGUCAUCGUCGCCGUCUGGCGACAACAAUGAUACUGAUGAUCGCAAGAAGCGCGUGCACAUCCGCGAUCCUCCCGAUCUAGAGAACCUCAGGGCCUUCAUCGCUCGCGGCGGCCAGGCCGUCACCUACGCCGCGGGCACGUGGCACGCCCCGAUGGUGGUACUCGGGCGCCGCCGCGUCGACUUUGUCGUCGUGCAGUUUGUGAAUGGCGUCGAGGAGGAGGACUGCCAGGAGGCGGCGUUUGCGGAGGGGAUAGUCGUUGAUUUGGCGAGUUUGGAGAAUGUAGAGACGGGGGAGGAUUUGACUGGGUUGUUGGGGAGGAGGGCGAAGUUGUAA
Molecule: messenger RNA, 1107 nt
Organism: Rasamsonia emersonii CBS 393.64
Lineage: Eukaryota; Fungi; Ascomycota; Eurotiomycetes; Eurotiales; Trichocomaceae
Product: Ureidoglycolate hydrolase
Exons: 1
Coding region: 1-1107 (368 amino acids)
Biological process (GO): allantoin catabolic process
Molecular function (GO): ureidoglycolate lyase activity; ureidoglycolate hydrolase activity
Source: RefSeq, a predicted model, not a curated record